Messenger RNA from Pundamilia nyererei, 1430 nucleotides. RefSeq names its product ER membrane protein complex subunit 9 (gene emc9). Gene Ontology annotation, cellular component: EMC complex. The coding region runs from base 170 to 787 and encodes 205 amino acids. The record is from RefSeq and is a predicted model, not a curated record. The transcript has 6 exons. Lineage: Eukaryota; Metazoa; Chordata; Actinopteri; Cichliformes; Cichlidae.
GGCGGGACCAAAAGCAGCCGUUCAGACGCUCUUCAUGUAUCUGUCAAGUGAAUUGGGUCUGUUUUUUUUAAAAGCUCGUGUCAACAGUUGCGUGCAAAGCUUAAUUUGAUAUUUCCAGUUUGAAGCUGUAGAUUUUGGUGUUUACUGAUAUUCCCACUCAGCGGACACCAUGGGUGAGGUGGAGCUGUCCUGUCGCGCUUACGUGAAGAUGUACCUGCACGCCUGCCUCUUUCCGCGCUGUAGCAUCAAUGGCCUGCUGUUGUCGUCCAGCCCGACAGGUGGCGCUGUUUGCGUGACUGACUGUGUCCCGCUGCUCCACUCCCACCUGCCCCUGGCUCCUAUCACCCAGCUGGCCCUUACACAGGUGGAUGUUUGGUGUUCACAGACUCAGCAGAGGAUAGUGGGAUAUUACCAAGCCAACGCCUGCGUGUCAGAUAACAACCCGACACCGUGUGCGCUGAAGGUCGCCGAUAAGAUUGCAGAGCAGUUUGACAAUCCAGUUUUAUUAAUGCUCGAUGGCAGUAAGAUGUCUCCAGACUAUCGGGUUCCUCCCAUCGUGAUGUACGAGCGCAAAGACUCAAGAUGGAUACUCAAAGACAAACACACGAUAAUGCUGAGACAGUGGGAGGAGACUCGGGCCAUAGCGAGCCAGAUGAUGGAGUCAGGUGAUCACACGCUAUUGGUGGAUUUUGACAGCCACCUGGACGACAUCACAAAAGACUGGACCAAUCAGAAACUUAACACCAAGAUAGAGGAACUCGCCUCGCCGGCCAACGGAAACAUCUAGACUGAAGAGUAGCAUCACUUUUUCUGCACAAAUGUGAUUUUUACAGAACAACGCACACUCGACACCGAGUUUAAGGAGACGUUUAUUUUUUUCCGAGUGAACAAGAACAUAUAUGCAUAAAUAACAAUAUUUACAUCUCACUAGUUUCCCGCCCACCCCAGAGUGUGCCUUGUGGUCCAUCCCAAUACCCUGCUCAUUUAAAGGACACUUCCACCUUAAAGUCCUCCUCUAACACUACUACAACAUAUAGAUAUGUUCCCCCUCUUUCCCUUAGUUUAUGCAUUAGUAUGAUUCCAGCAAACUAUACAUGAAACAGGAUGGACAAAAGGACAAAAAUGCCUUACAAUACUAAAAUCCUGCAGUAAAUACCAAGCUAGAUGAAGCUCAAAAUAUUUGUUUUUCAUUAGGUUUGAUUUAAAAGGAACUCUCAAGUUUGUGGUUUUGACUUUGGGAAGACUUAAAGUAAUAUAUUAAAAAUAAAAUGGGGAGGGGGGUACAUCCACCCUUUAACACCGUGCAGAUGUGUUUGUUAUGACUCCAAUGCCUCGUGCGGGCACUUACACUGUAAAGAACUGGUUAAAUAGAGUUGUGACAUUACAAAUAUAACAGUUGACCAUUCAAAUAAACUCCCUGUCAAAGUUUA